Messenger RNA from Cydia splendana, 2091 nucleotides. RefSeq lists its product as uncharacterized. Gene Ontology annotation, molecular function: zinc ion binding; nucleic acid binding. The record is from RefSeq and is a predicted model, not a curated record. The coding region runs from base 177 to 1010 and encodes 277 amino acids. Lineage: Eukaryota; Metazoa; Arthropoda; Insecta; Lepidoptera; Tortricidae. The transcript is spliced from 2 exons.
UAAUGUAGGUAGCUCGUAAAAAUAUGUCAAAUGUCAGUUUGCCGUGAAAUACAUGACCGUUACGUUGCUAUCCGAGUGUUUUAAUCCUAAUUAAAUCCCAAACACAAUAAUUGGCGACGAGAAGUACCUAACGCGUUAUAAUUAGUGAUAAACUAGUGGAAUAAUAGUUAAAAACGAUGGCGGCGAGCGCUAACGUGAUUUAUGGCGGCAAUCUCACGUUCGACCACAACGCGCAAGAAUGGAGGAUUUUUAAGGAGCGGUUUGAAGCGAUGUGUUUUGCAAAUGAUUUGACGGAAACCACCGACAAAGCGGGCACAAAGCGGCGUUCCAUACUCCUUACGACGUUGGUGGAAGAAACUUACCGCGUUGCAAAAGAUUUGGUGUAUCCAAAAACGUUGAACACCAUUGUAUAUUCUACCCUCCUUGAAAAGCUGGAUGCUCAUUUUGAGUCACCUAGGUGUUCGUUUGCUGAACGAUAUAAAUUUUAUAAAGCGGAGCAACGGACCGGCGAAGAUCUGGGGGAGUGGGCAGCGCGAGUGCGAAGUUUGGCACAGUUCUGCGGGUUUACGACGGAGCUCGAUACAGCGCUGCGGGAUCGUUUCGUUCUCGGGCUCGAGAACGCUAAAGAACGAGAGAAGUUGUUUGCGGAGAGCGUGGACAAGCUGACCUUUAGCAAGGCGUUACAUCUGGCCCAGGCUACUCGCAGCGCCCGGCAGGGCCUGCAAGCGACCGGCUCGGCCAGGCAGACGGGGGGAGCCAGCGGCGGCGAGGUGUUCGCGGUGCGCGCGGGCGCCGCGCGGUCCCAACCAAACAACUCUAAUAAUACAAGACAAGCCUGUGCAGUAUGCGGAUACAAAAACCAUACCAAGGACAAGUGCCGUUACAUUAAUUACUCGUGUAAAAAGUGCAACACUAAAGGACACCUAAGUAGGAUGUGUAAAAUGAGUGAUAAAAAGUUUAACUUCAUUGCUGAGGAAACCGAUGACAUACAUGAAGAUCUCACAAUGUAAACAAUACGGCGGGCAGAGAAAAUGUAAUUUUAAAAGGGGUGAUAAUGUUUUAGUAAAAUCAUUUUUUAAGAAUGGUACGAAGUAUACAUGGAAAAGAGGUACGAGUACUAUUGAGAAUAAAGUGGGAUCCAGAAUGUAUAUCGUAAAUAUAACGGACUUGAAAAUAAAAGUAAAGAAACACGUCGACCAAUUGUUACAUUACAAAGGCUGUGACGACACCAACGAGUCCGAUUCCGAAAGCGACGUUCCGACAUUACAAAACGACGACGACGACGCCCAGGACGACAACGUCGAGGACGCGCAAACCGACGUACCUCUGCCUGAAGAGCAAGAAGCUGUCGAGCUGGCGGAGGGCGGCGUGUCGAAUCCCCACGAGACGUCUCCGGACACGUCUUUCGAGAGUGUCGCUUCAUCUGUCAGCUCUCCGCAGAGACAAUCAGUACAAGAGAACACAGAUACAAUAAUGUCGUCAGAUUGUCCGUUGGAGGUUAUGGAGGCGGACGACAACGGUGUUGAGCCUGACGCUCCGACUGAAGGUCAUGGCCUAGUCGACCUUGACAACAGGCGACAACGGCCAAUAAGGAGUACUAGGAAUAAGGAGAUUAAUUAUAAAAUUUAAUGGACCUUAAAAUAAAAAACGAUUGUAGUAAGUAGGUAAUUAAUGUAUUCUCUAGUGAUUAAGUACUAAAACUGUUUUUGUUUUAGAUUUUUUUUGUAACUUAUCGCUUGAAUCCUGCCAACCGAAACUGUACUAUUAUGUCUUUCAAUUGGGUUGAAAAUUGCAUAGAAUUGAAAACUUAAGACUAGUAUCAUAAUUGAUGGGGGAGGGUAUAGAAGGCGAUAGGUAUGUCCUUAUUAUUUGCUAGCUUUUUUGGCAAUAAUUUAUUAUUGCUUAUUAUUUUAUUUUAAAAUCUAAAUAAGUACAUUGUUUGGAUAAAUAUUGGUGGAGGGAUUGUAGUAUUUUGGUAAUGUAGGUAGCUCGUAAAAAUAUGUCAAAUGUCAGUUUGCCGUGAAAUACAUGACCGUUACGUUGCUAUCCGAGUGUUUUAAUCCUAAUUAAAUCCCAAACACAAUAAUGAUA